AGGAGCUCAACCCAUGUAUCCAUAGUAAUUUCAUAGUAGAAAUAUACAUAUAUAUAUUUUUACAUAUAAUUAUAAAAACAUUAAAAAAAAUGGCUUCCGAAGGGGGGAAGAAGAAGAAGGUGAUCGCAAUGGCUGUAUUACUUGUGGUGGGGGCUGUUGUUAGCACCAUUGUCACCGUUAGAAGACACAAAGAUAUUGAGAUUAAUGUCCGGAAGGCAGGCGGCAAGAAAACCGGUAUCAUAGCUGCCACAGCCGUGACCACAGCCGCGACCACCGCAACUGUGAUAAUUCUCUGCAAACACACGGAUUUCAAGAAGGUUUGCGAGGAAACUUUGAGUAGAGUUGGAUUGAAAGAACCUAGGGACCUGGUAAAAGCGAAUUUUAAUGCAGCGAUGGAGAGUAUCCUGGUCGCCAUUGAAAAAUCAUACACCCUACAAGUAGCUGCAAAGGAUCCUAUGGCUGCUAAGGCAAUUGAGCAAUGUAACGAGCUUCUACAUGUAUCCAUUGAAGAUCUAAAAAGAUCGGUAGAUCAAGUGAACAUCUUUGAUCUUCCCAAGUUGAAGCAAAAUAUUAUUGACUUGAGGGUUUGGCUUAGUGGUGCUGUAACUUGGCAAGAAACCUGCCUUGAUGCAUUUGAAAACACCACAGGCGAUUCAAAAAUGUCGAUGUGGAAAUUUAUGGAAACAGGGAACAGACUUACACGAAAUAGUCUUGCAAUUCUUGAUGGAGUCGCUGAAUUGUCUGUAGAUGUCCAAAAGAGCCCUCGAAAGGUUCCUAGGCCACGUCCUAAACCGCUUACCAUGCCAAUUUCUGUGAAUUGGAAGGCAGAUCUCACCAUUAAUCCUAUGGCUUUGAGACAAGAUACUGGCAAUGGCAUGAAUAAUAACCCCGCAGAUUCACAGCCAGCAACUGUUGGUGGGGAUUCAAAGCCAAUGACAGGCAAUAGAAGGAUGCUUGACCAAUUGGAUGAUGAUUUUCAGGAUCCUGCUGUUCAUUCAAAUCUACAGAUGGUUGGAGACUCAUCAUCAAAAGAUGAUGAAAUUCCUACUCCUGAAACAAAGCCAGUGAUGCCCCUUCAGCAAGAUGAUAAUACACAAUACCCUUCAUGGGCCGAUGGUCCACGGAGGUCUCUAAUUAACGCUGAUCCCUCAACUCUUAAGCCUAAUGCCAUCGUGUCUCAAGAUGGGACAGGUAACUUCAAGACCAUCACCGAGGCAGUUGACUCAGUGCCCCAAAAGCAAACCGAACCAUUUAUCAUACUCAUCAAGGCUGGUACCUACAAGGAAAAUGUUGCAAUUCCUCGGCAUUCUAACAACAUUGUCCUCCUCGGAGAAGGUCCAGCCACCACCAAGAUCACCGGAAACAAGAAUUUCAUUGAUGGAGUCUCUACUUUCCAUACUGCUACAGUCGCGGUGAACGGGGAUGGGUUCAUGGCGAAGGACCUAUGGUUUGAGAACACUGCGGGAUCUGAAAAACAUCAAGCAGUAGCCCUGCGUGUCUCAGCAGAUAUGGCCAUUUUCCAAAACUGUGUGAUGGAUGGAUAUCAGGACACCCUUUACACUCAUUCAUAUCGACAAUUCUACAGACGAUGCAACGUCAGUGGAACCAUUGACUUCGUGUUUGGGGAUGCUGCAGCUGUUUUCCAGGACUGCCAUAUGAUAGUCAGGAAGCCGAUGAGCAACCAAGCAUGCAUGGUGACAGCUCAAGGGCGGAAGGACUCCCACUCAGUGGGUGGAAUCGUCCUCCAGGGUUGCACUAUUACAGCUGAGCCCGACUUCUUGAACGCAGCCCCAAUGCCCAAGUCUUAUCUCGGUCGUCCAUGGAAGGAGUAUUCAAGGACCAUCAUCAUGCAAUCAUUCAUCGACAAGAACAUCGACCCAGAAGGGUGGGCUCCAUGGACUGGGACUUUUGGCCUAGACACUUGCUUUUAUACAGAACUAGACAACAAAGGUCCAGGCGCUGACACUUCCAAGAGGGUCAAAUGGAAGGGUGUCAAAAGAAUGUCUCCACGAGAGGCUAGUAAAUAUACACCUGCAAGAUUCAUACAAGGAGAUUCAUGGAUCAAAGGAACUGGCGUGCCUUAUGAUUCUGGAAUGAUGAAUAUCUAAGUUUCUUUGCUUGUAUAUAUGGUUCUUCUAC
Messenger RNA from Lactuca virosa, 2139 nucleotides. Lineage: Eukaryota; Viridiplantae; Streptophyta; Magnoliopsida; Asterales; Asteraceae. The record is from the annotation of a GenBank genome assembly.